AUGUCCAAAGAGAGGGUUUCGCCUUGGGGGAGGCUAACGGGGUCGGGAAGCAAGAGGUCUUCGUCGCCACCCAACCCCUUGGAGGCCACGAUCGAGUCGCUCAAGCAGGAGAAUCAGCGCCUGAAGGAGCUGAUCUCGGAGCGGACCUCCCAGGGCGCGACUCAGUCUGGGUACCUGAACAAGUACCGCCCGCACGCCACCGCCUCGCUCUGGGCACACACCUGGGAGCCUCGCUUCGUGGUCGUUCGCACGGGACACCUGUCCUACUACCGCAACGAAGAGGGCGUGCAGUUUCACCCGCGCGGCCAGCUGGACCUGGAGGGCACGAGCGUGGUGGCGGAGGGGCUGAAGCGCCGCGCCUUCCACACCUUCCAGAUCGUGGACAGCGCAGGGGCGACGCUGCUGCGCCUGAGCAGCGACUCGCCAUCCGAGGCGCGCGCCUGGAUGGACGCGCUGGAACGCGCCGGGUGCCGGCGCCGCAGCGGCGGCGAGGAGGGCGAGCUGGCGCGCCGCGACAGCUCCUCCACCGUGAACACGGUGGGCGGGGAGGACAGCGAGGCCGAGUCCAGCGGCGGCGCGGGGGCUGCCGCCGUGUCCGGCAAGCACAUCGGCUACACCUCCGACACGUCGGACGUGCAGAGCCGGCCCCCUCGCCGGCCGCCCAGUGGCAACGGCGGCGGCGGCGGGCAUGGCGGGCACCACCAAGGCUCCGCGCGCGAGGGCUCCGGCGAGGGCCAACCCAAGCGCAAGCGCGAGGCCAUGAAGCCGUCCGCCCCGCUGCACACCGCCACCAAGUACUCCAUCAUGUCCUCGGAGCGCGUGCUGUCCAGCAACCAGAACGGCAUGGUGAACCUGACGCUGCUGGUGCUGGCGGCGGCCAACUUCCGGCUCAUCCUGGAGAACCUGCUCAAGUACGGCCUGCGCUUCAACCCCGUCACCUUUGCGCGCCGCGCGCUGACCCCCCAGAACAACCCCCUCCUCUUCCUCUGCUGGCCCACGCUGCUCGCCCUCUGCCUCGCCGCCCUGGGCAUCGAGCGCCUGGCCCUGGCCGCACUGCGCCGAGAGCAGGCCCGCGACGCCGCGGCGGCCAAGAAGGGGGAGGGGCGCAGCGCCGGCGGCGGCGGCAAGAGCGCCGUGGGCGCCGGCGCCGCGGAGUGGCUGAUCCUGGCGCUCAACGUAGCCAACACCAGCGCCAUGCUGGCGGUGCCCAGCGCCGUCAUCCACUACACCGACUCGGAGGUGCUGCCGGGCUUCGCGCUCACCGCCGUGGCCAUCGUGCUGUGGAUGAAGGCCGUGUCCUACGCGCACUGCAACUGGGACCUGCGCUGCGCGCGCCGCGCGCAUGAGCUGCGCGACGGCGAGCGCGGCUCCGGCCUGCUGCCCGCGCACGGCGACCCGCCGCUGCGCUACCCGGAGAAUCUGACGCUGGGCAACCUGGCCUACUUCCUGGCCGUGCCCACGCUGUGCUACCAGCUCACCUACCCGCGUUCCACCCGCUUCCGCAUCAGAUGGCUGCUCAGGCACGGCGGCAUAAAGGGGGGGGGGCGGGUGGCGACCAUGCUGGUGACGCUGACAACCAUGCUCUUCAUCAUCGAGCAGUACAUCGAGCCCACCAUCCAUAACAGCAUCCAGCCCAUGAUGACCAUGGACUGGCCGCGCAUGGUGGAGCGCCUGCUCAAGCUGUCCCUGCCCAACCUCUACCUCUGGCUGCUCAUGUUCUACACGCUCUUCGAUCUCUGGCUCAACAUCGUGGCGGAGCUCACCGGGUUCGGCGACCGCGAGUUUUAUAAGGCGCGCUGGGGUUGGGAGUGGUGGAAUGCCACGACCGUGGGCGAGUACUGGCGCCUCUGGAACAUGCCGGUGCACUCCUGGAUGCUGCGCCACGUCUACUUCCCCUGCGUCCGGCACAAGAUUCCAAAGUUCACGGCUGGCCUGAUUGUUUUCUUUGUGUCUGCGGUCUUCCACGAGAUCCUGGUGGCCCUGCCUCUGCACAUGGUCAAGGGCUGGGCGUUCUAUGGCCUGAUGGCGCAGGUACCUCUCAUGCUGAUCACCGAGAAGCUGAAGCAGCGCUUUGAGAGCGACCGCAUUGGCAACGCUAUUUUCUGGAUGAGCUUCUGCAUCCUGGGCCAGCCCCUGUCCAUCAUGCUGUACUACCACGACUGGAGGAAGGAGCAUGGCGCAUAG
This is a messenger RNA of Auxenochlorella protothecoides, 2184 nucleotides long. RefSeq names its product Diacylglycerol O-acyltransferase 1. Gene Ontology annotation, molecular function: diacylglycerol O-acyltransferase activity. The record is from RefSeq and is a predicted model, not a curated record. NCBI's taxonomy places the organism in Eukaryota, Viridiplantae, Chlorophyta, Trebouxiophyceae, Chlorellales, Chlorellaceae. Gene Ontology annotation, cellular component: endoplasmic reticulum membrane. The transcript is spliced from 7 exons. Gene Ontology annotation, biological process: triglyceride biosynthetic process. The coding region runs from base 1 to 2184 and encodes 727 amino acids.